Messenger RNA from Vollenhovia emeryi, 1230 nucleotides. RefSeq lists its product as uncharacterized. Bases 34 to 1209 code for a protein of 391 amino acids. The transcript has 7 exons. Gene Ontology annotation, cellular component: axon; membrane; neuronal cell body. Gene Ontology annotation, biological process: sensory perception of taste. Lineage: Eukaryota; Metazoa; Arthropoda; Insecta; Hymenoptera; Formicidae. The record is from RefSeq and is a predicted model, not a curated record.
AAGUGAAUGUGAAUAAUUGCUGAUAUUAAUAUAAUGGUGACGUUUCAACAGAGCUUGCGUCCUCUUUUUUUUAUGUGCUUUAUUAUGGGUUUAGGCUCUCUUUCUAAAAACCAAUCAAAUAUUCGAUGGGUUGUACACUUAAAUGUUCUAUAUUCUUUGAUAAUUUGGUCAGCUUAUAUGUAUCUUUUUUUCUAUAUAAAUGUCCAUUUUGCACAAGAAAUAUUAUACGAAACGCUUGCUAUAAAAAUGUGUGAAAUGUGUAACUUUUUAAUUUCAAUUACGUACGUGAUUAUGAGUUUUUAUCAUCAAAAGAGAUUUGAGAUAAACAUAAAAAAGCUUGCUGCUGUGGAUGAUACUUUGGAAAAGUUAGGUACUCCAAAAAUGUACGAAAAGUUAUAUGCAAAGUCAAAACAAUUAAUAUUUGGUUGGCUCGUGUACGUCCUUAUAAUAAAUUUUUUUGACACAAUAUGGUGGUUACGUUUCGAAGAACUUGCUUCUUGGGGAUUAUAUAUGGCUCACAUAAUAAAUUUUUAUGUUCAUAUGAAUGCCUUUGUGGACAUGUUAUUUAUCUUCUUCUUAUGGUACAUUGGCACUAGAUUCGAUAAAGUGAAGGAGCAUAUACAAUGCUUACUAAUGAGAGAAGACGAUGGAUUGACACGGAUGAUAUCUGUUAACGCUCUUGAUCGAUAUACUUUGUGUAUUGAUUACAAACUAACAUUAUGGACCUCAAUGCAUCUUUAUUUAGAAUUAAUUCGCCUCACUCGUGAGUUAAGCUUAAUAUUUACAGUGCAAAUGACUUUUGAAAUGGCGUCUUGUCUUUUAUAUUUAACAUCACUGUUCUAUUACGUAUAUUAUAUGCUAUACGUAAUACAGGAACAAGACGAAACAUACACAAUAUAUGAUUGGUUUAGUAUAAUAGUAUGGGUUUCUAUGUUUCUUGUGAGAUUAUACAUUGUAAACUAUAUCUGCGAGAACGUCACAGAAAAGGCUAACAAAAUUAAUAAAUUAUUUCAUCGAUUUACUUACAUCCGCCAAAAUGCUGAUGCUUGGGAGGAGAUUUAUCAGUUCACUCUGCAAACAAUGCAUUCUCCGCUGAAGUUUACAGGAAUGGGUCUUUUCUAUUUUGGUUAUGAAUUCCUUCGGAAGUUUUGUGUAGCAAAUGUAAUGUACGUGAUCAUUAUGGUGCAGCUAAAAAUAUUUCUUUAUUAAGUAUAUUUAAUAAUUCUUUAU